AUGGCUGUUCUUCCACCUGAUCCUGUAUUUACCCUAAGAUGUGCUGAAAUGGGCCCUGUCAAUUCCCUGUGCUUUCAUCGCAACGAACGUCUUCUGGCCGGCACCACCAAAGGUAAAAUUUUCCUCUGGGAUCUUUCCACCAAUCGUUCCAGUUUACAUUUUGAGGUGGGACAUCAGGAACCCAUCACUGCCCUACACCACACCGAUGAUGAACUGCUGAUAUCUCAGGAAAAAGGUGGCCGCAUCACACUGUGGCAAAUGACCAAUACCGGUUAUAAACGUCAGCUGGUUUUGCCGGCCAAUUAUAUGGGCUAUUGUCGUUCCGUUCUAUUUAAUAAUGCCCACAAUCAAGAGGACCCAUUACUGUUCUAUCCCUGUGAUGAGAAUACAAUUGGUGUUUUGCAUACCACGGAUCCGGAGAAUUCGGUGCAAAUGUUAGUUCCUGCCGAACAGCUACCCCAGCAAAAAUUGGGUACAUUGAAUUGUUUGAAACCCUUCGAACAUGCGUCGCAAAUAUUUUGUCUGGCCGGUUAUGAGAGUGGUUAUUUUCUGACAUGGGAUCUUAGUUCGGGUAUGGUUGUGGAUGUGGCACAAAUCGAGCCAGAUCCAAUGGCUGUGGAUUAUAAUCCAGCAACAAAUAGAGGGGUGAUUGGAGGGCCAGGUGACAAAAUAACCACCUUCUCCUAUCAAAGACAAACAAUGCGGUUUCAACGUUCCUCAGAUAUAGCCCUAAAAAAUCCCGGCAUAAAUUGCAUCAAAAUUCGACAAGAUCAAAAGGUGUUCUGUGCCGGUGGUUGGGAUGGUCGGGUGCGUAUAUUCUCAUGGAAGAGUCUACGGCCAUUGGCAGUGUUGACAGAACAUAAAUCAGGUGCCAUCAUGGAUAUUGCCUAUUCCACCGGGCCGGUGGCCAUGUGGAAGGCUCCCAUUAUGGCUGUGGCCGGUAUGGAUAGUCAAAUUUCUUUAUGGAAUUUAUACAAUUGAAUUGAAUGAUCGAUGACCUUAUAGUGUCAU
Molecule: messenger RNA, 1011 nt
Organism: Musca vetustissima
Lineage: Eukaryota; Metazoa; Arthropoda; Insecta; Diptera; Muscidae
Product: guanine nucleotide-binding protein subunit beta-like protein 1
Exons: 2
Coding region: 1-981 (326 amino acids)
Molecular function (GO): protein binding
Source: RefSeq, a predicted model, not a curated record